AUGCAGCAUAAAUUAUCUUAUGUUAUCUUUACAGAUCAAGAAAGAUUACAAGGUUUUGAGCUAAGAUUAAGUUUUAAUGGUAGAUGUAAUAUAGAUGGAUAUAAACAAUCUACAAUUUGUUAUAAAGAUACUAGUACAACAAUACAAGAUAUCUACAAUAUAAAUAGUUGUAAUCAAUCACAAAAUAUACAGUUUAAUGGUAGAUAUGUAUAUAUUAGUGUAGAAAAUCCCAACCAAGGAGACAAACCUCUCACACUCUGUGAAGUAGAAAUAUUUGAAAAAUGUGGGAGUAAUUGUGUAGGUGGCUGUGAUUCUAGUGGUAAUUGUAACAACUGUACUUCUGGUUAUUAUGGUAAUAAAUGUGAUACACCAUGUCCUACUAAUUGUAAUGGUGGUUGUAUCCAGAAUAAUGGUGAUUGUGAAGCUUGUGAAAAAGGUAGUACAGGUUGUAAUAAUGGGACAUGUAAUAGAAAUGAUGGUAGUUGUAUAUAUGGUUGUAUUUCUGGUAAAUCAGGACCUACAUGUACUAAUGAUUGUAGUAAAAACUGUAUUAUAUGUAGUCAGAAUGACAAUAAGAAAUGUACCCAAUGUCACGAUGGAUAUUAUGGACAGUCAUGUAAACAACCAUGUAAUAAAACAUGUCAAUCACAAGACAAUAAUCCAGUAUGUAAUAUAACUAAUGGUUAUUGUAGUAUUGGAUGUAUUAAGGGUUAUUAUGAUGAUGUUUGUAACAAGAACUGUAGUAGUAACUGUUUUAAGAAGACAUGUCUCCAGACUAAUGGUUCAUGUACCGAUGGUUGUGUUGCUGGUAAAAUUGGUGAUAAAUGUGCUGAAGAUUGUCCCAAUGGAACAUAUGGAUUAAGAUGUAGCUCUACCUGUGGUAAUUGUUAUAACCAAACUAUCUGUCAUAUCGUAACUGGUGCUUGUGAUCUAGAGCUGGGCUGUGAAGCUGGUUUUCAAGGACCAACUUGUAAAGAAGUAGUUGAGAAAGCAGACAAUAGUAUCACGAUUAUAUCAGCUGUAACUGUUACUUUGGUAGUAGUUAUUGUAGUUGUCAUCGGUCUAGUAAUAAUUAUAAGACGGUAA
Lottia gigantea (owl limpet) is the source of this 1086-nucleotide messenger RNA. RefSeq lists its product as hypothetical. The record is from RefSeq and is a predicted model, not a curated record. NCBI's taxonomy places the organism in Eukaryota, Metazoa, Mollusca, Gastropoda, Lottiidae. The transcript is spliced from 5 exons. Gene Ontology annotation, molecular function: scavenger receptor activity. The coding region runs from base 1 to 1086 and encodes 361 amino acids.